AUGUCCACCCCCGUCUUCUUCGUCACCGGCGCCAGCUCCGGCUUCGGCAAGGCCGUUGCACUCGACGCGCUUGGUCGUGGCUACCACGUGGUCGCCUCCGCCCGCGACGCCAGCAAGCUGUCUGAGCUAAAGGCCGCCGGAGCCGCAGUCGUCGACCUCGACGUGUCCGCCGGUGACGCUGUUGUGGCGGCCGCCCUCCAAACGGCCGUCGACCUCUACGGCGCUCUCACGCACGUGGUCAACGCCGCGGGCUACGUUCUCGAGGGCGCCGUCGAGGAGAUCACGCAGGACGAGGUCGCCGCCAUCUUCGCCACCAACGUCCUGGGCACGACGGCCACGGCGCGCGCGGCCGCCCCGCUGCUGCGGGCGUCCAGCCAGGCCGGCCGCCAGACGGCGCUCGCCAGCUUCGGGUCCCUCGCCUCGUACACGGCCGCGCCGUCGGGCGCGCACUACAGCGCCACAAAGGCCGCCGUGUCGCGGCUGAUGGAGGCCAUCGCGCAGGAGCUGGCGCCCUGGGACAUUGACGUCACCACCAUCGAGCCGGGCUACUUCCGCACCGAGCUCUUGAACACGGGCGCCGGCUCCGGCGUGUCGCGCCUGAUCACGCCCAAGACGCGCCUGGCCGUCUACGACGGGACGCCGGCGGCGGCCGCCCGCCGCGACAUGGCUGCGGUCAACAACAAGCAGAUUGGCGACGUGGUCAAGGGGGCCCGCGUCAUCGUCGACGUGCUGACGCGCACGGGCGUCGCCCACGGCCGCAAGGCGCCCGUCAACCUCGUGCUGGGGGCCGACUGCGUCGACCGGGCGCGCAAGACCUGGGCCGAGCGCGAGGCGUCGCUCAAGGAAUGGGAGGACGUGUCGCGGUCGACGGACCACGCGGAAUAG
This is a messenger RNA of Sporothrix brasiliensis 5110, 885 nucleotides long. Its product is annotated as oxidoreductase, short chain dehydrogenase. Gene Ontology annotation, molecular function: oxidoreductase activity. Bases 1 to 885 code for a protein of 294 amino acids. Lineage: Eukaryota; Fungi; Ascomycota; Sordariomycetes; Ophiostomatales; Ophiostomataceae. The record is from RefSeq and is a predicted model, not a curated record. The transcript has a single exon.